GGCAUUGACUGUGACAUUAGAUAAGACGUGUUUUCAUCUGUUUUCAUGUUUGUUGUGAAAAAAAUGUGGAUAGUUUGCGAAUUUUAAGCUUGUUCUGAUUUAAAUCGCAUUAAAACUGAAGAAAAACCCUUCCUUUAUAAUAUACAAUAUUAUUUCGCUUGUUCGUAUAUUGAAAUAUGCCGAGAAGAGGACGUGUUAAAAAGGAAGGACCCGAAUCUGGCGAAGAUUCAGACGAAUAUCGAAAAAGACGUGAUCGCAACAACUUAGCUGUCAAACGCAGCAGAGUCAAAUCCAAACAGAAAACAAUGGAGACAGUGUCCAGAGUGAAUGAGCUUCGCAACGAGAAUUCAGUAUUAGAGGAAAAAGUAAAGACUUUAACUAAGGAGCUCAGUUUCCUCAAGGAAUUGUUCUUGGCACACGCCUCGAAUAACGUCGAUCCCUCAAAAUUUGAGGGAGUGAAUUUACAAAAACUUUUUGAGGAAGAUUCUACAGCAAGUACGAGCAGUGCUAAAAAGUAAUUUUUUAUGAUUCUGUGCAAGAAGUUUACUAUAUUAUAGAGACAGUGAUAUGGCCUGUUAGUUUGUAAGAAGUGUCUUUAUUUUUGAUAGCAUCACACAAAGGGAUUCCUUAUGUUGAUAGUAUAGAGAAAAAAACAUAUUUACUUUUAUUAAAGAAAAGAAAUACUAGUAGAGAGGGUUUGAGGAAUGGAAUCCCUUUUUUAUAAAAGUAUUUUAGUUAUUUUUGAAGAAUAUUACUGUUAUAUUAUGUUUAAGUCUGUUUCAAGUGAUCUUUUUUCAUAUAGGUUUAUGUAGUCCAAAUAUUCUUAAUGUUUAGGACCCUUCAAUUCAAAUGUUUAUGUAUUAUGUUUAAUGUUAAAAAUAAAGAGCUUUAUUUCCAAAAAAAAA
Sitophilus oryzae (rice weevil) is the source of this 905-nucleotide messenger RNA. RefSeq names its product CCAAT/enhancer-binding protein gamma-like. Lineage: Eukaryota; Metazoa; Arthropoda; Insecta; Coleoptera; Curculionidae. Gene Ontology annotation, molecular function: DNA-binding transcription factor activity, RNA polymerase II-specific; RNA polymerase II cis-regulatory region sequence-specific DNA binding. The coding region runs from base 177 to 518 and encodes 113 amino acids. Gene Ontology annotation, biological process: regulation of transcription by RNA polymerase II; DNA-templated transcription. The transcript has 2 exons. The record is from RefSeq and is a predicted model, not a curated record.